This is a messenger RNA of Scatophagus argus, 3088 nucleotides long. RefSeq names its product HERV-H LTR-associating protein 1. NCBI's taxonomy places the organism in Eukaryota, Metazoa, Chordata, Actinopteri, Scatophagidae. Bases 1407 to 2723 code for a protein of 438 amino acids. The record is from RefSeq and is a predicted model, not a curated record. The transcript has 15 exons.
CCUUAAGGUGCAAACGUUUUUACAUUUCAAUAUUGUUUCGAACAGUCAAACGCCGUAGACUCUGAGCGGUCCGGGCUCGCGCUGCCUUCGUCCACGCUCCGUAUUCUGAUGACGUAGUUGUUAGUGCGACAGGUACGACAGCUGUUGCCAGGUUGGGUCGCUUUUCCGCUACAUGUUAAUGGCUGUUUACGGUGUGUUUAGCGUAUUUUUUCGCCCGGAAGGCUCUGUGGAAAGCUGGCGCGCUCUUGAACAAAGUUAUACUGUGAGAGAGCGCCGUUCACAAACGCCACAAUGAACGUGUUCACUAACGUUCAUCAAGCGGAAAUACGGCACGUUUAGUUCACGUUCGCCCAAAAUAUGAACGAGUUCGUGAGCGAUCCUGCGUUGAACGCGUUCAGGCGCAACACUGGAGGGGCUCAUGAGCCGUGCUGCAGCCAGCCAACAUUUAAGAACAAUAAUGGAAAGCAUGCAGAUAAUGUUUGAGCGUGAGAAUGAAGGCUCACAGUGUGUGUAUAUGUGUGUGCUGAUUAUCUCUUCUGUUUCAGGUUUAUUUGAUUUCAUUCUUGUUAUAAUUAGUCGUUAAAAUCAGCGUAUCUUUUCCCUGGGGGUGGCUGUUCCCAGGCCUUCAGCAGCCCUGUUCCCUCCUGCACCAAUUACUGCUGUGAAAGCCAAGUGCCCAGCCUCGUUAAAGACUCACAUUGGCUCCUCUUAUUCACCCCUCUUCCCCACGGCUCGUAUGUCGCUCCAGCGGCUUAUUAUGGCCGUUUACCCACGCUGCAAAAAAUGUCCUUCUAAACAGGAAACAUGAUUGAAAUUAUAUCCUAAAAUAAAUUAGAAGCUGUCCAAAACAAUCCAAACACAUGAUUUUGUGAAUGUUAACACAGACCACUUGAUAUCAGGCUAAAUAAUAGCUCUAAACUCAACUUCAUGGUGUAAUUAUGGAAAACAAUACAGCACUGAAAAACUUGGGACAAAUUACAAACCAGGCAGGUCCAGAGCAAACUUUUUAAUUUAGUCUUUAAUAUACAGCUAUGAGCGGGAUGUACAAAUGUGUGCACUACUUGAAAUGCUAAGCUAACAGUCAGCUGUUUACUUUGUUGUCAUGGGAGCAAACCUGAGGUCCGGUCCACUUGUGAGAGACAGCGGCCAUGUUAACUGUUCAGCGCCAGCUACAGCCAGAGGACUGAAUCCAGAGGAUGACGAAGCUCUGAGAGACUCAAAGACGUUUGGACACAGCUCAGUAAGCUGCCAGCCUGAGCUGUUCAGAGGGGGGAAAACAGGCGCUUCGUCCUUAUCUGACUGCAGGCGUGUGAGACGCUGGGCGAGGUUUGAUGCUGCAGGGGGAUCAUCAGGACCUGCAGGAGGAUUCAAGGAGCGGCUGAGUUGCAGCCAGCUUCAGCACACUCAUGGCGGGCUUACGGGGAGCCACACAGCAGCUUCCACGCCUCUGGUUUGUGAUGUGUGUUUCUGCUGUUCUGCUGCUCGUCCUCUUCAGUCGAGCGUUAAGAGACGGACGGCAGGACCAGAGACACAAGCGGGACGUCGAGGACUCCACAGAUAUCCCAGCAGAGCACAUCGAUCCAGCGGCCAUCGACCUCACUCCCCUCGUCAAUACUUUAAUAAAUACGAGCCAAUCGGGCUCCCGUCAGCUCUUCUCCCUCCUCAGCGUGACGUCCUACAGCCCUCUGGCGCUCCACAAACUCACCCUGUUGGUGUACAACAUCUCCAGCAUUAGAGGUAUAGAAAGCAGCAAGUUCAGGAGAAGAUUCUGCUACUGCGUCUCAAACGAGACCAACGAUCUGACAGACUUUGCAGCCAUACUGUUGGACGUGAUAGGAAACUCAACCAGUUACCUUCAUGAGCUCUUCAAAUCCGCCUCCAUAUUAUCAGUGAGCCAGAGGAACAACUCCGACUGCAUCUACAUCUGUGUGAUGGCAGGGAAGAUGGGCAGAGAGGUGCUGGAGCUGUGGGAUGUCGACUCCAUCACGCCGCUCUUCAACCAGACCAUCAUGGAGGGACCGCACAGGGCCUCCGAAUGGCACCAACCUCCCACCAGUCUGAGUCACACCCCUCCGUCCGGGAUGAGCUCCGUGCUGACCAGCAGAGUCCAUUCCACAGCACACGGUUCUCCAACGGCUGUGCAGGAAGCAGCAGGCCAGACGUCCGCCGACGCGCCGGGGACGACGCAAAGAGCGACCACUCGGAGAGAAACAAGACAAGCGGCGACUACACCUCCAGAAAGACCACCAACCACAACCAUCCUACCACCGACCCCCGCCCUGCAGCUCGCCGGUCUGAGCCGGCUGACCACAGCUACACGCCAGCCAGGUGUGACUUCCACAGUUCAUCUGGAGAGACCUCCACCAGCCCGGCCCACCGCAGGACCCACGGGGGCCAGAGGGGCCACUACAACACCCAGCAGGCCUGUGGAAAAACCAGGCUGUCCCUGGAGGAGACCGGAGCUCACGGGCGUCUCGGCCUCCGGCAGCUCGACGACCGUCGGCGCUCACAAGCUGCAGCCCUGCGUCCUGGAGCUGUGCAAGUUCUUCUCCCAGUGCCUCUGCAGACCCCUCAGCCGCAAGACGCGCAUGAAAAGGUACUGCGACGACAGCCACGUGUGGUACGAGAAGCACACGUCUGAGGUGUGUCGGCGGGUCAGGAGGGUCUCCUUCUCCAGAAAUUUGAAACAAAGAUGCCUGACAAAGAUAUGCAAUAAACUGUGACCGCAGAGGAAGCUGAGAGGAACAAAGAGCCGUUCAUCAUCACAGGAAGUGACUGAAACCACAAACUGCAGCUGAGUACUGAAUCUGCUCGUGUCCAGGUUGGACACCUGAAGAUUAUUGGACAGUUUUACACGUCUGUGUUUUCAUAUUUGUCCAUUUAAACUCUAGUCAUCAGCACAGUGUAGUUAGUAGUGCCAAGAAGACUUCAAAAUCUGGAAUUCAGAAGCUGUUAACCUGCUGACUGAACAUUCUGGACUAUUUAUGAAAUGAUAAUCGAUGCUAAAUCCUUACUAUUUAAAACAAAUUGUAAAGCAAAUCUUCUUUUCCUGUUGUCAAGAAGCUCAUAGUGUCCAUGCAAUAAAAAG